Molecule: messenger RNA, 696 nt
Organism: Myotis myotis
Lineage: Eukaryota; Metazoa; Chordata; Mammalia; Chiroptera; Vespertilionidae
Product: 60S ribosomal protein L17
Exons: 7
Coding region: 102-656 (184 amino acids)
Biological process (GO): cytoplasmic translation
Cellular component (GO): ribosome; cytosolic large ribosomal subunit
Molecular function (GO): structural constituent of ribosome
Source: RefSeq, a predicted model, not a curated record
UUCUUUGGGUGAGAAUCUCGCGAGAUAUUGAGUUCUCAUGAAAUCUCCCAAGAGCCUCCGCUCUUCCUCUUCCCCAAAGCAUCCAUAGGUGACCCCUGAAGAUGGUUCGCUAUUCGCUAGACCCAGAAAACCCCACGAAAUCAUGCAAAUCGAGGGGCUCCAACCUCCGCGUUCACUUCAAGAACACGCGUGAAACUGCCCAGGCCAUCAAGGGCAUGCACAUUCGAAAGGCCACCAAGUACCUGAAGGACGUCACCCUGAAGAAGCAGUGCGUGCCCUUCCGCCGCUACAACGGCGGCGUCGGUAGGUGCGCCCAGGCAAAACAGUGGGGCUGGACACAGGGUCGGUGGCCCAAAAAGAGUGCUGAAUUUUUGCUGCACAUGCUUAAAAAUGCCGAGAGCAAUGCUGAACUUAAGGGUUUAGAUGUAGACUCUCUGGUCAUUGAGCACAUUCAGGUGAACAAAGCUCCCAAGAUGCGGCGUAGAACCUACAGAGCUCAUGGGCGGAUUAACCCAUACAUGAGCUCUCCCUGCCACAUUGAGAUGAUCCUCACUGAAAAGGAGCAGAUUGUUCCUAAACCAGAAGAGGAGGUUGCACAGAAGAAAAAGAUAUCUCAGAAGAAACUGAAGAAACAAAAACUUAUGGCCCGGGAGUAAAUUCAGCAUAAAAUAAAUCUAAGUAAAAGUAAAAGCAGAA